CAUAUUGUUAUAUUCAUAUUGUCAUUGGGACCGGUAAGAUACAUAAAUUAUUCAUAUUGUUCCGGUUAUAGAUACAAAAUCAUGUCGUUUUGCUUAUGGGUAUGUGGGUCGGGUGAAAAAACAAGUUGGUUUUGGCAAAAACCUAGCCCGACAAAUUCAAAAGCGGCUAAAACCGACAACCAAACCAAAACCCAUCAACACUGAAUUUUACCCGCAUUGACCGAAGUAAUUUGGAUCGAAUACGUACUCAUGAAUUCGGAUUCAAUUGUCGCCCUCCCAAUCUGUAACAUAUUCGCUGACUGUAUCUUUCGCUCCGUCGUCACUCGCUCAAGUCGAGGCUUUCAUCAUGAUUCAAAGCAUGUUUUUACAUUCAGCUGACUAUAGGAUACGAUGAUUAAUUUGAUCUCCAGUCACACCGAUCCGUACGUAAUUUGGCCAUCAUCCAGCAACGGCAUAGCUGUAAUUGGAUGGACCCCAAAAUUGAGACACCGCAUUGAAAGGGUGGGAUAUCAUGUUCACCGUCCGCAUUAAAACAGAAUUGAAAGCACUUGAUAAUUACCAUUUUAGCUAGUAACCAUCCAUCCCAAAGAAUUUCAAAUUAUGAACUUUCUAUUAUCAACAUUGUUAACAUGGAUAGAACACUCUUCCUAGUUCCUUCUAUAUGACAUGAAAAAUUAAGUUCGCUUGGAAACGGGAAAUCCUCGUAACAAAAAUCCCGAUUAAAACAUAAUUUUAUUGUAUUGAAAUUUUCGUACGAACUUGUAUCACGUGAAAUCGAUCUAGUAUCACAUACUAGAUCUUAAAACGCACGAAAAAAGGAUUGGGUUGAGUUGAUUUGGUUUGGUCGGGUCGGGGUCGGAUCAUGAACCUCCAGUGUUUCUGCUUUAUAGUAUUUGCCUCAUUGGAUAUUCUUCCUAAAGAUAGAAGUAGUAUGGUCUGGUUUUGUUUUGUUUUGUUGAGAACAACAUGCUCCCACGACUUCUAUAAUUCCACUGGCAAAAGUUGUCUUUCGGUUAAAUAUCAUUUCAAUUCUUCCUUUUUUCAGUUGAGAUGACCGUUGGCUUGAGAUGGGAAGUGAAACAUUAAAUGAAUUAUCGGUGCAUGAUUAAUAUAAUCUGAUUGAACGAUUAAAUAAAUAAUUAGUAAUGAUAGGCACAUUAUGAAAAUGUGACAAGCUAGAAACUACCCCACAUUUGCAAGAACGGAUUCUGUGCUAACUGGUAAGAGGUUAACACCAUCUUCACCCCCAAUCUCACCCACGUAUUCGUGAGGCUAAUCCAACAUAUCAUUUACAGGGGUGGCUAUACAGUCCGAUCCGGUCUCGUUAAAAAAGAAGAUAGGCCCGGCUGGACGGGAGGAAGAAGAAGAAGAAGUAAUUAGAAGUAGAGGUAGGUAGAGUGCAUAAAUGCUGCUCGAUCGUUAACUCAAUCAAAGCCAACUCACGUCCCACAGGCUCACUCAACUUAUUGCUGUGUCGACUGUGACCAUUUCCAUCGCUUUAAUUAAUUACAUAAAAAUGUCUCCGUCCUAAAAUAUAAAGUUAAAUGGGUAUAAAUAUAUGGAAGGUAUAUUUGGAUGGUCAUUCUCUUCGUUAGUUAGUUCGUUUCUAUGGAGCUCAGAAAACACUACUACCGCUGCUGCUGCUGCUGCUUCUCUCCCACAGGCACUGCCACUCUUGUCAUGAAGAUGAUGACGUGUCUUCUUCUUCUUCUUCUCCUCCUCCUCAAUUCCAACAGUGCUGUAAUUGCCUUUGCCUCCGCUGCCACAGGGCAACUGCAUCCGACGGCGGCAGAGGAGGGGGUGUACGACAUAGAUUACAGGGGACCGGAGACGCACUCUGCGGUUUUCCCUCCGCCGGGUCACUCUCAGAUUCAGGGCAGGCCUAAUUUCCUCCUCCACCACCGUAGUAAUGGAGUAUUGGCACCGGCCGCCGCUGUCCCAAUCACCAGUCGCCGUCAGCCACCGGAUCAACACAAGUACUGAUCCGCUAUCUCCAACGUAAGUAAGAGAACGUGAAGGAGGAGGAGGGAUUUGGCGGGUUACGUUGUGCUGUUCAGAUCAAAGGAAAAGGAGGCGUUUCACUCAGCAGCAGAGCAAGAAGCCAACAUGAAUUUUAAUUAAAAUUUUCUGCCAGUUCCUUCUCUCUUUUCUCCUUCUUUAUUUUUGCCCUUUUGUUAUCGGAUCAUAUGAUAAUUAUAGUAUUACUCGUAUAGAGCUUAUGAUUCCUGUAAAUUUGAUUACUUUUUUUUUUUUCGUUUUCAAUAUGUGUAUUGAUGUGAACAAUACCCUUCUGAUAGCAAUUAAAUUUGUGUUAUUUAAGAAAUUCUAGUUUAGGUGUUUGUAAGUCGUAAUUAAUUAUCAUUUUCCUGCUAUAAUUGCUACAUAUCAUCAUAUCGGUGUCAUUUGAAUUUAUUGAUCAAUCCACCAAUCCAUUUGAUCCACCAGUUCAUUCUACUAAUCCACGAAUCUAAUCUAUUUGCCACCUCUAGGUAGAGCUCAUGAGCUCCUUAAUGAGCCAAGAUCGAUCUCAACUCGUUUCUUAACAGGGCAAGCUUAAAUUUAGGCAAAAUUCGACCCAAUUCUACUAUUUAAGAAACAAUACGAGCUCAA
This is a messenger RNA of Linum trigynum, 2610 nucleotides long. The record is from the annotation of a GenBank genome assembly. Lineage: Eukaryota; Viridiplantae; Streptophyta; Magnoliopsida; Malpighiales; Linaceae.